AUUUGUGUCAUCUGUAUAAACCUCACAGCUGAUAAAGAAAGAACACAAAAAACUCAUCUGCGGGAUGCGUAGUGAAUCAUAUAAACAAUCAAACGUUUCAAUCUCUUGUCUUCUAGUGUUGUGCGUAAAAAAACGAACGAUUAACAUAAAAAACCAGCACGCUGAUAAAGGCAAAGCAUUGCACUGAAAACUGUACAAUGUGGCCACGAAUUAGAGCGUGUUAAAUGAUAUUUUCCUCCGUAGACGUAACAGUGGCAGAAAGCAACCACAAGCAAACCUUCCUCGUUCGCUUCGUCAUUGCAGCAGUGUAGCAAACAUGAAAUUUCACUUCCUAUCAGCGGCACAUCUGUUGCUGAUUUACCUGGUUCCGCUAUUGAUCGAUCAACGGCACAGUACGGUAUGGGCCGGUGACAUCAUCGACAUUACCAGCACCGUGUUCGACAAGCUGACCGAUGCAAUUCCGGCCGCGUACGGUGAUUUCAACUCGGACGAACUAACGGAUGUGUUCGUGCUGCGGAACAACUUCCAAACGCUGCAAAUUCUGCUCGGCAGCGACGACAAACCGUUGCUAAAGGAAGGGCCUAAAUGUGAAUACAAACGACACAAGAUCACCAGCAUCGUGCCGGGUGAUUUCGAUGGUGACGCGUAUAUGGACGUAAUGUUUACGGUACAACCGGAAGGCAGAAGCGGUGACGAUGCACGCACAUACGUGUACAUCAACUGGGGUGCGGCAGAGGAGAUGAACUGUACGGCGGAAGAUGAGAAGCCACUGAUCGAGAUGAUCGGUCAACCGUUGGCGUUGGAUUAUGAUAACGAUUUCAUCAUCGAUCUGUUCGGGAUGGAUCUGGAACGGAAGCGCACAUUCUGGAUCUUCAAAAAGCCGGACGAUCGAGGACAGCGGGGCCAGUUUACGGUACAGAUGGAAGGAACGCACGGUGCAGAACUUUCCGUGCCCCAUUCGCAUGCCGUGCUCGAUCUGAACAAAGACUUUACGGCGGAUCUGUUUCUUACCACGACGGCCGGGUUUGAGGUUUGGCUGGGCGUGAACAGUCAAGCAAAGUUUCACUUCAGCCACAAGAUAGACUUUCCGGAGGGAAACUAUAACAAGCACGUAGGACGCGCCAUCUUUCUGGAUGUCGAGCUAGACGGUAGCUUGCUGCCCGUGUUUCCGAUGUGCUUCGACGCCAAGUGUGUCAAUUCGAGCAUUAUCGUACACCACGGCAAUCAUCUGCACGAUCUGCAGAUCGAUUUCAAGGACGACCAUAAUGACGCGUGGCAUUUCGUCGUGCCGGACCGAACGAACUGGGCCACGCAAAGCAUCACGCUACGCGGCGGAGACUUCAAUCUCGACGGCUAUCCGGAUCUGCUGGCAACGCUCACCAAAUCCGGCGAUCAGAUGCAAACCUUCCUGCUGGAGAAUGUACCGUGCGAGAAGAGUGCCUGCAACCACAUGACGCGCACGUUCGUGGUCCGAUGGAAAGCCUUGGCUCCGUUCUCGAACGGUACGAUGAUGGGAUCGUUUUUCGAUUUCUACAACGACGGCAUUCUGGAUGCAAUCUUCGUCGAACGGUACGGCAACGGGACGCGCCCGGUUGCCUUCCGCAAUUCGCUCGAUUACGACGCAAACUUCGUGAAGGUAAUCGUACUGACCGGGCUAAGCAAUAGCAGUGGGCCGAAAAUUUUGACUCCACUCGGGCGAAAAAAGCGCACGUUCGGUACGAACCUGCCGGGGCCACGGAUCGAAUACAACACCACCACACAGGACGGUGAACCACAGCACGGUGCAUCGGCCCAACUUCCUCAGUCCGCUUACCUAUCGCUUCAUCUACCGUUCACCACCUUUGGACUGGGGCGAACGCCUAACUUCGUCGAUUCGCUCACGGUGGGGCUGUGGAAUCAUUCGCGCACCUGGACACAGCUGAUACCGAACUCGCAGAUGAUCGUGGUGCCGAAUCCAAUCGAUGAACCGGAACGCUGGAAAGCGCAGCUGUUCGUCACACCGAGCAAGCUGAUCGUGAUGAGCGUGAUCGCGCUCGGUGUGAUCUGUCUCGUAAUACUGCUGCUUAUUCUCAUUCUGUACGCGAAGGAAAAGCGCGAAGAUCGGAUACAGCGAUCGCUCGAGGCGCAUCGGUUCCAUUUCGAUGCGAUGUAAGGCGUCUGGUGCGAGACGGUGGUGGACCACCUGUCCGCAGUCCGAGCAAUUGCAGGGUUUUUGAGCUCGAGUAGUAAAGCUGGAGCUAUUUUCUGGAUUUUUUCAUGUUGAACGUGAAUGAAUCGAAUUCAUAAUGAGUUUGGUUCCGUACACAACUUUCUUUUUUCCGAAAGGACUUUUAAUUUCGGAGAGUUUUAAACAAAAUCAAUUUCAUCUUGCAAAAGCUCGAAAAACGUUAAAAUUCUUCAUGAAAAGAUGGUUCCAACUUUAUCACUUGUACUUGAAAUCCCUGUUAUAGCACGGUUUGCGGCAAGAGGAACACCGUAAACCCAUUUUAAUGCUGCGAUACAUAUAGUCUGUAAACUAAUUGAUAGAUUCAUUUACAUUGUGUUGAUCGUCCCAAUUUUUUUUCCCCAUUCCUGAACUGCAAAAUACACGCACGGUUUCUUUUGUCGGUAUCCUCUGGCUUUACAAGUAGUAAGACAAAGUAAACAUUUUUUCGAACGACUCCUUAUGUUAACUAUUUAUUAUAAUCGCUAAUCGUGAAUAAAGUGAAAUUUAACCAUCUGAUAAA
Messenger RNA from Anopheles funestus (African malaria mosquito), 2726 nucleotides. RefSeq names its product T-cell immunomodulatory protein. The transcript has a single exon. Gene Ontology annotation, cellular component: plasma membrane. NCBI's taxonomy places the organism in Eukaryota, Metazoa, Arthropoda, Insecta, Diptera, Culicidae. The coding region runs from base 317 to 2152 and encodes 611 amino acids. The record is from RefSeq and is a predicted model, not a curated record.